CCCGACUUCUUAAAAGCACUUUUCUCUUUUCUCCUCUUCCUGUCGCCGGCGUGACAGUGUUUUGAACGCUCGGCGAACAGUCCAGCUCCGCUGUUUGCAGUGACGUCGAAAGCCACCGCAACCUCCACACCGUCCCGAUAUUCCUUCACGUGCGAAUCCCUGCAUAGCCUUCUUAUAUAAAGUCCAUCCCUUUCCCUGCCAAGCAAACAAAGGCCGGAAAUUAUUUGUUUAAAUCUAAAAAUGGGAAGCGAGAGUAAUCUGAAGACGUUGGUCUCCGAUAAGCUAAUGGUGUUGCUCGGAUACUCGGCCGCCCUGUUGUUCAGUACAUUAUCGGAAUAAGUUAGUUGUUCUUAGUCCUUGUCCGCCUUACUGGUUAAGUUGCUUUCGAUUUUGUUAAUUUCAAACGGAUGAUAGCAGCAUUGUAUGCAAUUUGAUUUGACUAAUGGAAAAUACAAGCAAAAUCACCAGCUGAUGUGGAAGGCAAGCUUGUGGAAUAUGGGUUGUCUUCAUCAGCUGAAACAAGUGCAUUUGCUGAAGAAAUCUUUUCUAGGGUGCCCCGUCAAGAAUCUGGUUUGAACAAACACGAGAGGGAAGCUGCGAUGUUGGUCAUGAAGCAGAAGACAUAUGCUUUUUUGGAUGCGGAUGAUGACGACGACGAUGAUGGAGGUGGAUCAUCUGUUCCUGUUGUUUCAGAGUCAAGGAAACCAGAUUCCCAUAAGAAGCGGUUUAGGAAGAAGAUUUUGAGUCAAGAAGAUGACGAUGAUGAGCUGAUUGCACAAGAGGAGAAAAGAGAAGAGUCAGAAGAAGAAAGAUUGCGUGAUCAAAGAGAGAGGAAGCAAUUGGAGCAUAAUAUAAGGGACUGAGACACAACAGCAACACGAAAGUUAACAGAGAGAAAGUUGUCAAAAAAGGAAGAAGGUACUACAACUUGAGGAUAUAAUUACGUGACACAUAUUUGUCAAGAAAUGCAUAUUAUGUGCUUAAUGAGUGUUGGUGCAAGGGUUUCUCAAGAAGUAGGGGUCAAACUUGGGCACGAGGUUGGUUAUUCCAUUCGUUUUGAGGAAAAGACUGUUUUGAAAUAUAUGACAGAUGGAAUGCUGUUGCGAGAAUUCCUUGGUGAACCAGAUCUGGCUAGCUACAGUGUGGUGAUGGUGGACGAGGCCCAUGAGCGAACACUCUCAACUGAUAUUCUAUUUGGAUUAGUAAAGGUAAGCAGUAAAUCUUUCAUGUUUUCUAGUCAUUUCUGUAGAGUUAUUUUUUUGAAGAUCAUUAUUCGUCGAUGUUUGGACCAAACCAUCAGUGGUCCCAAUUUUUAUGUGACCUUUGUGCACCUUUGUGGGUGAUAACUGAGUAGUUGACCAUGGUUGAAGAUUUAGUUUUCUUGUCUUUGCAUAAUUUCACGCUUUAUGGAUUAACUCUAGUUAUAUGUGUGCCAAAAUUUGAGGUCAUGGUUUUGUUUUUCUUUGAAAAUUACUUUAUAAUGACGACCCUGCUGGAAGCACUUCUUAAUAGACUCAUAGAUACCUUUGGUUUCUUCGAAUAUCUGAUGGGUAGUGGUUUUUGUAAUGGGAUAUUGCUUGGUUUAGACAUGAUCUUAAACUGCCUAUUUCAAGUGCAACGCUUGAUGCUGAGAAGUUACAGUGAUUAUUUUGAUUCUGCUCCAAUUUUCAAAAUUCCUGGGAGACAGUAUCCUGUUGAAAUACAUUACACGAAAGCACCAGAAGCUGAUUACUUAGAUGCAGCAAUUGUAACUGCACUUCAAAUCCAUGUGACACAACUGCCUGGAGAUAUAUUGCUGUUCCUCACUGGUCAAGAAGAAAUUGAGACAGCAGAAGAAAUAAUGAAGACAGAACAAGGGGUCUAGGGACAAAAAUUGCUGAGCUGCUUAUUUGUCCCAUAUAUGCAAACCUACCAACUGAGCUGCAAUCAACAAUUUUUUAGCCCACACCUGAAGGGGCAAGGAAGGUUGUCCUUGCCACAAAUAUUACUGAAACUUCGCUUACUAUUGAUGGGAUCAAAUAUGUUAUUGACCCUGGAUUUGCAAGAUGAAGUCCUAUAAUCCAAGGACUGGGAUGGAGUCGUUGCUAAUCACUCCCACCUCAAAGGCAUCAGCAAUGCAGAGGGAAGGUCGAUCUGGUUGAACAGGUCCUGGAAAGUGCUACCGCUUAUAUACUGCCUACAAUUAUUACAAUGAUUUGGACGAUAACACACUACCAGAAGUGCAGAGGACUAAUCUUGCAAAUGUUUUGCUUUCGCUGAAGAGCCUUCGUAUUCAUGACUUGUUACAUUUUGAUUUUAUGGACCCUCCACCAUCUAAAGCAUUGCUAAAAGCCCUGGAACUUUUAUUUGCACUAAGUGCAUUAAAUAAGGUAGGUGAGUUGACUAAAGUUGGUCGAAGGAUGGCGGAGUUUCCACUUGACCCCAUGCUAUCUAAGAUGAUAGUUGCUUCUGAUAAGUACAAGUGUUCAGACAAGAUUAUUUCCAUUGCUGCAAUGCUUUCCAUUCGUAAUUCAAUCUUUUACCGUCCAAAGGACAAGCAAGUCCAUGCGGACAAUGCACGAUUGAAUUUUCACACAGGGAAUGUAGGAGAUCACAUUGCAUUGCUCAAGGUUCAUAGCUCCUGGAAAGAGAUCAAUUACUCAACCCAGUGGUGUUACGAGAAUUAUAUACAGGUGAGAAGCAUGAAGCGUGCUAGAGAUAUUAGAGACCAGCUUGAGGGACUCUUGGAGAGGGUGGAGAUUGAGCUGGUUUCAAAUAUGAGUGAUAACGAGACUAUAAAGAAGGCCAUUACAUCUGGCUUCUUCCCUCAUUCCGCAAAGCUUCAAAAGAAUGGAUCUUACAGAACAGUCAAACAUCUGCAGACUGUCCAUAUACACCCAAGCUCAGGGCUGUCACAGGUGCUUCCAAGAUGGGUUAUAUACCAUGAGUUGGUACUUACGACCAAGGAAUAUAUGAGACAGGUGAUGGAAUUAAAGCCGGAGUGGUCAGUGGAAAUUGCUCCGCAUUAUUACCAACUGAAGAAUGUUGAAGAUUGAAAAUGCCUCGUGGAGAAGGGCGCGCGCAAGAAAGACUGGUGGCUUGUCGAAGCCUGUAAGUACAAUUUUGUGUACUAAACUGUGUACUUUAUCAAGUAGUUGACAUACUAACGACUCGGGCAUUUAUAGAGAUGGAUCAUUUCGUAGUCCGGGUACUUGUUUGCAGGAGAAUCCGAGGAUGUUCUUACAGUCAGGUUACGAUUUAGUUCGAGGUAGACGAGAAUGUUUUGAUCACAUAUAUAUACUCUCAGGAAUACCAAAUACAGGUUAAUCUUGUAUAUUCUGUAUCUGAUAUCUGUACAAGGAUUGUUAUUCAUUCGUUGAAUUUUAUUUAACUUCUUAGGACGGGUUUUGCUUUUC
Molecule: messenger RNA, 3395 nt
Organism: Pyrus x bretschneideri (Chinese white pear)
Lineage: Eukaryota; Viridiplantae; Streptophyta; Magnoliopsida; Rosales; Rosaceae
Product: pre-mRNA-splicing factor ATP-dependent RNA helicase DEAH1-like
Exons: 14
Coding region: 2298-3035 (245 amino acids)
Cellular component (GO): catalytic step 2 spliceosome; intracellular anatomical structure
Molecular function (GO): RNA binding
Source: RefSeq, a predicted model, not a curated record